Melospiza melodia melodia is the source of this 1744-nucleotide messenger RNA. Its product is annotated as zinc finger protein 239-like. NCBI's taxonomy places the organism in Eukaryota, Metazoa, Chordata, Aves, Passeriformes, Passerellidae. Bases 173 to 1147 code for a protein of 324 amino acids. Gene Ontology annotation, biological process: regulation of DNA-templated transcription. Gene Ontology annotation, molecular function: DNA-binding transcription factor activity, RNA polymerase II-specific; RNA polymerase II cis-regulatory region sequence-specific DNA binding. The record is from RefSeq and is a predicted model, not a curated record. The transcript is spliced from 3 exons.
CAGAUAAAGAAGCAGCCGGAGGAGGAGGAGGCGGGAAAGAGGAAGGGAAGAGGAGCAGGAAAAGGAGGAGCCACAAGCGCACAGCUCGCUGUAACUGCAGCCCCGGCGCCCUGGGAGCAUCGGUCCUGCUCUCCGCAUCCCGCAGGACUUAUCAUUCCCUAACUUUGGCCAGAUGGAGAAGGAGACUGCGAGGAAGAGGAAGAUGCUCUGGGACACCCAGGCAGGGAAUGACCUGCCCACAGAGGCUAGGGAAGACAAAUCCCCAUGUCGGAACCUCGUGGAAGAGGCUGCUUUAAGCAGCUCCACAGCACAGGAAGUCAGCAAGGAGGAAAAGCCCUGGAGAUCCCCCACGGGGUGCAGCUUCAAACCCAGCCCAGGGAGCUCUGAGGAGGAAAGACCCACCCUGAGCCGGGAAGGCAGCCAGAACUUCAGCCAGAGCUCAGAGCUGGUGAUCCAUGAGCAGCUUCCUGACAGGGAGAAGCCCUACAAGUGCUUGGAGUGUGGGAAGAGCUUCAGCUGGAGCUCCCACCUGAUCCGGCACCAGAGGAUCCACACUGGGGAACGGCCCUACACGUGUGGGGAGUGUGGGAAGAGCUUCAGCCAGAGCUCUGACCUGGUGGUCCACCAGCGCCUUCACACAGGGGAGCGCCCCUACAAGUGCUUGGAAUGUGGAAAGAACUUCAGCAAGAGGUCCAGCCUCACAUACCACCAGCGCUUCCACACUGGGGAGCGGCCACACGUUUGCUUGGAGUGUGGGAAGGGCUUUAUCCAGAGCUCCCACCUCAUCAGCCACCGCCGGCUGCACACCGGGGAACGGCCCUAUAACUGCUUGGAGUGUGGGAAGAGCUUCAACCGCAGCUUCAGCCUUGUCAUGCACCAACGCGUCCACACUGGGGAGCGGCCCCACGAGUGCCACGAGUGUGGGAAGAGGUUUCAGAGCAGCUCCGAUCUCCUCCUGCAUCAGCGGAUGCACGCGGGGGAGAGGCCCUUCCGCUGCUCGGACUGCGGGAAGGGUUUCAUCCGCAGCUCUGACCUGGUCAAGCACUGGCGCGUCCACACUGGAGAACGGCCCUACACGUGUGGGGAAUGUGGGAAGGGCUUCUCCCAGAGCUCUGCUUUGGCCUCACACCAGCGGACCCACUGGUAAGAGAAGCCCUACAAGCGCUCCAGCUGCGGGAAGAGCAUUGGAGGAUCCGUGCUGGGCAGAGCAUGGGGUGACCCAUGUUCCUGGUGAUCCACAUGGGAAGGCAUCUGGCUUGUGGUCUCCACAUCCUUCGGGUUCCCCAUAGGCACCUGGAUGAGCACAGGGGUAAGAACAUCCACUGGGACACAGACUGAUGGUGGAAAUUCAUUGGGAAGAGUGGAUUUGUUGACUUUAGACCCCAAAAAAUCUCAUCUGCUCCAUCCAAUGAUUUCUUCCUCUGGUAUCAAGCAACACUGGAUGAUCUUUAGGGUCAUUUCCAACCUAAAUAAUUCCACGAUUCUAAUUCUCUCUGGCCCAUGGGUGUCUUGCACAGCCAAAUGGCGAUGGACUGGGGCAAAGACCAAAAUUUUGAACACAAUAGGGUAGAGACCCCUCUUAAAAAGGCUCUUCCACCCACCCAGGCCAACUCCAUGGACACUCACAUGAUGCUGACAUAUAAAUCUUUUUAUUUUGGCCUUGAUUUUCUUUUGAUUCAUGUUUAUCCCUUAAAAACAUCCAAGGUUAGGGUAAAAAAAUUGAAUAAAACCUCUGAACUGCCAA